Messenger RNA from Aspergillus japonicus CBS 114.51, 740 nucleotides. RefSeq lists its product as uncharacterized. NCBI's taxonomy places the organism in Eukaryota, Fungi, Ascomycota, Eurotiomycetes, Eurotiales, Aspergillaceae. The record is from RefSeq and is a predicted model, not a curated record. Bases 384 to 740 code for a protein of 118 amino acids. The transcript has 3 exons.
CUUCCAUAUCCUCGGCAACCCAGGACUACUUCGGAGAGCGGAAAUAAGAGGUAAAGUUAACUAGUUGUUGCCCUGCUUUUCUCUCCCCCACCCCAACUUCACUCCUAGAACUAACAGGUUGUUCGUUCUCUUCUUCCAAGAAUGAAUGAUAAUGCAGCUAGAUGCAAUUAUCGCACUUAUGCAAAGCAUUUCGUCCCCCUAAUCUGGCUAAUCUUGGUAGGGAGAGAAUGAACCAAACCCAACGGCGAGUAAAAAGAGUUGAACGACGUCAGGUCCAAGAAGUUAGUCUCAUCUCCACCAGAGUGAGUGAUCAAUGAUUGUGGCUGCCUAGUCCAGAUUGGUCGCUCUACAUCACAUCCUUAACUACGGAGACUCCGUACACAAUGGAGGUUAUCUUCCUAAAUAUGGUACCGGUUCAUGCUGCGGGAAUUCUUUUCCUGUUCUCCCCUACCGAAUGCAUCUGCCAUCCUCUGCUGCAUCAAAGUCUGGUGCUAGUAAAGGAGGGAGGGGCGCCCGCUGACCAACGGGCCAUUCCGCGGCCUCCGUACAGCAGCGUCUCGUUCCACCGUUGCGAUGCAGACAAGCCUCCGUCCCAGGCUUCCAGCCCUAUAGACUACCACAGUGUGGAUGCAGGCCUUCACCUGGCUGUUGAUUUUUGUAAAGCUCCGGGCCUUAGGCUGUCUAUCUUCGAUACUUGGCAAUCAAUUUGUGUUUUUCCCAACAAGUCCAACGAGAAAUAG